Messenger RNA from Culex quinquefasciatus (southern house mosquito), 556 nucleotides. RefSeq lists its product as uncharacterized. The record is from RefSeq and is a predicted model, not a curated record. Lineage: Eukaryota; Metazoa; Arthropoda; Insecta; Diptera; Culicidae. The coding region runs from base 1 to 324 and encodes 107 amino acids. The transcript has 3 exons.
AUGAGCCGAGCGGCCGAGAGCCGAGCGCACACGAACGCGCGAACGCAACAACGGCGGCGAAGUUGUAUCCGUGACCGGUUCGGCAGCAUAAACCCGGCGGGCCGGAAUGAGGCAAAAGAGCACGCAGAAGUGGGCAAGCAGCGAAUACCGGUUCUCCUCUGUCAACAGUUGGCACUGCACCUUCCUGGCUUCCAACCUCAACCCCUAAACAUGAAGCCAACACACCUGAAAGUAUGCUCGCAAAGAAGUGAAGCAAAAAAAAAUCAUAACAACAUCGUCACACACACUGAUACUAAUUUGAGAAACCUCAGCCAGGCCACCUGAAGCAGCUGGGCAGGGCUCCGGAGGGAUUUGAACACGUCGCUUGCACUUGGUGAGCAUAGAGAGAGAGAGAGGCCACAACAUAAGCCAACCAUAGCCAAACCAUCAACAGGCAAGUGGAUUUUGUGCAACCUGCUUGGUGGUGGUGCUGGCUUGAUGGAGUUAAAAAAUCAUGCCAAGGAUUUCUUGUGGUUCAAAUAGGCUAAUGUGAGCUUCUCAGGCCUACCUCAACCGA